AUGGACCUCAUCCAUGGGACGACGCGCCUGGACGACCGCUUUCUCUUCCUGCGCGAGAUCGGCCAUGGCAUCUCAGGCGUCGUGCUCCUCGCUCUGGACACGCGCAGCCAGACGCAGGUCGCGAUCAAGGUCUUUGCGCCAGCGCUGCUCGUCGCGGGCGAGCUCGAGGUCGCGCUUCUCCGCGCCGUCGACGCCCGCGACCCCGACCACCACGUGCCCAUUGUGUCGUUCAUUCACGCCUUUGAGUUUCGCGGCUCGCUAUGCAUCGCGAUGGAGCUGCUGGGACCAGCCAUCUUCCAGCGACCCCGGGCGUCCGCAGAGGACGACGCGAGUACUAUGUCGUCGAUCCUGGAGCAGGUGCGUCAGCGUCCAGACAAGUGCGUCGCGCGCCGUCAUAUGGAGCUCGCCGCGCUUCGGACGAUGGUGGCGCAGACGUGCGCGGCCCUCUCCGUCCUGCACGACAUGAACAUCAUCCACGCCGACCUCAAGCCCGAAAACAUCCUGUACCGCGACGCCUCGUCCAGAUGCGAUAUCAAGCUCAUCGACUUUGGCAAUGCGAUCGACAACGUCAGCGUCCAGACGAUGGCGACGGACCACGGCUUUGACAUCCAGACCAUCCUCUACCGCGCGCCCGAGGUGGCCAUGGGCGUCUCCAUCUCGUGCGCGGCCGACAUGUGGUCGCUCGGCUGCAUCGUGCUCGAGUGCGUCCUCGGCCAGCCUCUCUUCAACGCGACCGACCGCGUCGCAUUGCUCGUCCAGAUGCAGCAGCUCUCGGCCACGCCACUGACGACCAUCUUGUCGCGUGGGCUCUACACAAGUGCUUUUGAGCGCCAGGCGACAUUGCCGACCCUUUCGCUCGAUGCGAUCGCCGACGCCUACGCGCUCGAUGCGACCGACCGCCACUUGCGCAGCUUUCUCGCAAGUCUCCUCGAGACUUCGCCUACGCAGCGCAUGACCGCAAAGCAGGUCCGUCGCAGCUUUCGACACAAAUCGGACCGUCCUGGUAGGCGCUCCUGCACCCGUUUCUAG
Molecule: messenger RNA, 1029 nt
Organism: Saprolegnia parasitica CBS 223.65
Lineage: Eukaryota; Oomycota; Saprolegniomycetes; Saprolegniales; Saprolegniaceae
Product: CMGC/DYRK protein kinase
Exons: 4
Coding region: 1-1029 (342 amino acids)
Biological process (GO): peptidyl-threonine phosphorylation; peptidyl-serine phosphorylation
Molecular function (GO): ATP binding; protein serine/threonine kinase activity
Source: RefSeq, a predicted model, not a curated record